Molecule: messenger RNA, 1413 nt
Organism: Sparassis crispa
Lineage: Eukaryota; Fungi; Basidiomycota; Agaricomycetes; Polyporales; Sparassidaceae
Exons: 5
Coding region: 1-1413 (470 amino acids)
Molecular function (GO): DNA binding
Source: RefSeq, a predicted model, not a curated record
AUGAACUAUGACAAUCACCGAGACCGCGUGAAGCUCAUGCACAUGAAGAACAACAUCGCGAUCGCGAAGGUCACCCAUGCUGGUCGCAGCUAUGCAGCACAAAGUGCUCAGGCAUACGGCGUGACCGAAAGUGGCACAAAGGCCAUGGGGGGCUGGAAAGAAAACGGCGCGUUUCGCCAAUGCUACGAGCGCACCUUCCCCGUGGAUGCGUUGCUCGGGGCCGCGAACUUCAAUGGCCGGAAACCAGAGAUGUACUCACUCCCACGUGACAUGCUAGAGCCCCCUCAGGAGGUCCUGUCGCAGCUCUUCCCAUGGGUCGAAUGGGAGCAGGCAGCGCUCGAGGAGCGUGCGCGAGCUGACACACGAGCACAGGAUCUGUCCCUGCACCAGUUUCUCAGGGUCCUCAUCUGGUUUCGGCGUGUUCUCCUGCAAGAUGCGGCCAUUCUGUGCUCAAUGGAGGUGGAAGAGCAUGCCCGGCAUGCUUACCGCAACCUGCCGGAGCACCUGGUCGGCAGUCUUCGCGGUGCAACAACCACCGUGCUGCUGGAGCAACAGCGACAAUACGAUGAGAACAGCCGCAGCCUCGCAGACAUGUCAGACUGCAUGUUGAAGAUGGAGGGCCUCCUCGAGUCCUUUGUCAACUCAAAAUCGCGAUCGUCGUGUCGUGGCAGGCAAAAACAAGAACUCCAGGCCACAAGCAUGACAGCCGUUGUGCAGCCAAUUAAUUUCCCACUGGUCCCACCAAUGGCGCCGGCGCCAGUUCCGAACAUCACCAUCAACUUGGCCGGCCUGCCUCUGGACGUCAGAACUGGCCCAGUCGAGGAGGCAUCCCAGUUGCCAAGCGAUGGCAUCGCAUUUCGGGUCGACGCACAGCCGAGCCACAGUGCAGCGGCAUCCAGUUCGGCGCAUGUGCUCACCGCCUCAUUGCAGCCUUUGGGUGGGGCCCUCCAUGCACCGAACGAGAGCGCGGACCCACAGGUGGUGAAGCGGGUCGCGUUGGUGCAGCUCUACGGACAAGAGGUCUUCGGCCGGCAUGAGCCCUGGAUCUGGAUGCACGGCGAGCUCGUGCCCCACUACCGCUAUCAACCCGUGGUCACCAUCUCGGACGUGUGGACAGAAUGGAUUGUGGGACUGAAUGGGCACAUCUCGGUGCACGAAUUGACGGAGAAGUGGGAGAAUCGCUGGUGCCACAACAACACGGGCCUGAAGACGGAAGGAGGACGCCAGAAGAAGAUCGUCGACCUGAUCAACGGUCUCAUGAAGAAGCCCCGGUGGUCCGUCAACCUCGCGCUGCUGUUCCUCAAAGAGAAAUACAAGCCGAGGUACAAGGUGCGCAGCUUCGCAGACUACCUCAUGAAGGACGGCAGGGCCGGAAGGGACGAGGUGGUGUCUGCCGCCAUGUCGUACCUGUGA